GAUCCCUCUCCUCCUCACAGCUCGGGCGGAAAAUAGAGACGAGGGUAGGGCAUCGUCUCCGGCGGCCGGCGAGGGUGUUCUCCGAGGAAUUCUUCACGCUGUGGUGAUCCUCUUGUCGAGGAGAGAUUGUGGGCACGAGGAAGAACCGAAAUCCAAGCUAUCCGAACCCUAGAACCUCCUUCUCGGUUGUAAGUUAAAGAACAAGAAUAAAGGAAAAGCUAAAGUAUGAAAGGAAGGCGACAAGGUGGUGGUGGUGAAGGUGUGUGAUGACUGGACUAUGGAGAGAUCCAGAGUUUGCUAGCGAAUUUUCAGGACCUACCUGUUUAAGCAUAAACUCUAGUACCCGGACCGCUCCGACUCCUGUCCAAGCAAUUCAAAUAGCCGAACGAAUUCGCCAGAAGAAAAAGCCCUUUCGCUUCUUCCGGAUCGAGCUUCUCCAACUCUGUCCGUAAUACGAGAUGGAGGAUCGGCAUCUCGUCCGUUGCAGCGAGAAUGAAGAGCUCACGCUUUACCUAUGGAGGAAGCGGCAGGAGAUGGCCGACUCUGGGGGCAUCUCUGACAAUCUCGACUCCACGCUUUCCGUCGCUUAUCGCAACAUCUGCAAUGCGAAAACCCCGAUCAGAACCCUUAAAGACCUGUCCUCAAUAAAGGGCGUGGGGAAGUGGAUCCUGAGGCUGAUGCAAGGGUUCUUCCAAGAGUCUGUCGCGGAUGAGCCUUCCGCUAAGAAUGAUGCUCCUCGGAAUGGGAAGAAAGCAAAAGAGCCGAAAAGAUACAUACCCCAGAAGAAUUCGGCUGCAUAUGCCUUACUUAUUACACUUUACAGAGCAAUGCAGAAUGGGGCAAGUUUUAUGAAAAAACAAGAACUGAUUGAUGCCUCAGAAGCAAGUGGCCUUUCACGGACUUCAAUUGCGACAGAUAAGAGUAAGCAACCUGGAUCUUUUGGGAGUUCGAGGGAUUGGUAUACUGGAUGGAGCUGCAUGAAAACAUUGAUAUCAAGAGGCUUAGUGGUGAAGUCUAGCUGCCCAGCAAAAUUCAUGCUAACGCAAGAAGGGCAAGAAGCUGCAAAAGAAUGCCUCAUUAGAUCGGGGAAUCUUCAAUCCAUGUCAGAAAAUAAUAUAUGCCACAGUAUUUCUGUUGCUCAAAGUUCACCUGUUGUUAAAUUGACUCCACAACUAUCAAGUACAAGCUAUCAGCAAGAAGUGAUUGGCAUUUCAAAUGAGGUUGCAGAUAAGGUUUGGGCAUCUUCUGAAGUACAUGGCAAGCAAGCUGAUCUCUCUGAUUAUAGCAUGGAUUAUACAGUCCAGGGAAAGCAGUGCAGAUCAACAUUUAUCAGCAUGUCCAAAGUUCAGGAUAUUAUGACCACCAUACCUGAAGCCAAUACGGCGUCCCAGAUUCCUGUUUGUUUUGAUGUCACUCAAUCUUUCAAUUUACGAGUUUGCACUGCAGUUGAUCCUUAUUCGCACAAAGCAUCUGCUAAUGAUGUUAUCAAAGGAAAUGACAAUAUUCUUGCCAUGCCACCACAUGACUUUGGGGAGAAAUUUCGGGAUAUAUAUGAUGUUAUCUUGAUAUUAGAUGAUCGUGAAAACUUUGGGUCCCGUUCAAGAAAAGUCAUUGAUAACAUACAGAUGCAAUUCAAUAUCUUAGUAGAGGCUAGACGCUUACCUGUUGGAGAUGCCAUUUGGCUUGCUCGACGUAGAAGGUGCAACACUGAGUAUGUGCUUGAUUUUAUAGUAGAAAGAAAAAGAGUUGACGAUCUGUGCAAAUCAAUUAGGGAUAACAGAUAUAGAGAUCAGAAGUUGAGAUUACAGAGAUGUGGAGUCCAAAAACUGAUAUAUUUGGUGGAGGGUGACCCAAAUAGUUUGGAGGCUGCUGAAAGCAUUAAAACUGCAUGUUUCACAACAGAAAUAUUGGAAGGAUUUGAUGUACAAAGGACGAGUGGUUUUUCCGAUACUGUGAGAAGAUAUGGCUAUCUCACCAAAUCAAUAAUUGAAUACUACGAUGAGCAGUUCUGCAUUGGCAAAGUUCGGCACUCUGGAGUUUGCUCCUCAUACAAGGAAUUUAUCAGUAAAUGUCAAGAUCUUGAGAAGAUGACUGUUAGUGAUGUUUUUGCUCUUCAACUCAUGCAGGUUCCACAAGUAACAGAAGAGAUAGCUCUGGCUGUUGUAGGUUUAUAUUCAACUGUUCUUUCCCUGGCUCAGGCAUACUCUGAACUGGAGGGAGACCUUCAUGCUCAAGAGGAGAUGCUGAAGAACAAAAGUAGAGUUGUGAGCACACUAGCCAGCAGGAACAUCUUCAAGCUUGUUUGGGGUGGCUAACACAACUGUUCUCCGAAUACUCAAGAACCAACGAGGAAGACAUGUUGAUAUGCAGUGGCUUGCCGAGGCCUGUUGGCAUCCAUUCCACUUGCUGGUGAGUUCUGGUGCCCCUACCAUCAAGUAUGAAUUGCUAUUGUCACUGGCAUGUUCCAGUGUCCUAGGUAACCACCCCUUGUCCAACAAGCUCUAAGGUCAUUUCAUGGAGCAUUUCUGCCUUAGGAGCAUCCUUGCAAGGGAAAGACAAACUCCAGAGUGCAAUGACAGUGUUGGAUGCAAGAUUUUUUCAAUUGUACGAAGUAUAGUAUCUCCUAUAUAUGUAUCUAUCGUUCGAGUUUCAUCACGGGCUUUUCUUAGUGCUGAACAUUGUAUUCUAGAGCAAGGGUUGCAGGAGAACUUUGGUCGAGUAAAGCAUGAUGGUUUUUUUUAAUGACAAAGCCAUGGUACUACAGCUACCGUUUUAAGUGCUUGUAGAAAAUUGGGCCAUGUGUAGUUAUUUUCAGGCUUUAUAAAUUGUUGUCGCUCUAACAGUUCACUAAGAACUGCUUUAGUUUUGGACUAGUCAAUAUUUCAAUCAGAGAAUGUA
This is a messenger RNA of Zingiber officinale, 2898 nucleotides long. Its product is annotated as crossover junction endonuclease MUS81-like. NCBI's taxonomy places the organism in Eukaryota, Viridiplantae, Streptophyta, Magnoliopsida, Zingiberales, Zingiberaceae. Gene Ontology annotation, cellular component: nucleus; Holliday junction resolvase complex. Gene Ontology annotation, biological process: DNA catabolic process; double-strand break repair via break-induced replication; mitotic intra-S DNA damage checkpoint signaling. The record is from RefSeq and is a predicted model, not a curated record. The transcript is spliced from 16 exons. Bases 459 to 2315 code for a protein of 618 amino acids. Gene Ontology annotation, molecular function: crossover junction DNA endonuclease activity; 3'-flap endonuclease activity; DNA binding.